GUUUGGCAGUUGCAGUCAAUUGUUUUCAACUUGUACCUUGUGGGGACUGGUCAACAGAGCAACAUUUUUCCACAGCCUGUCGGGAACUUCCUCGGAAUACCAACAGCUUCAAGAUCUCUCGGAACGACUUGCAAGUCUCACCAUGACCACUCCGAUGUACCCCACCAAGGCCCCAGAGGUUAACGAAGAUCAAACGGCGAGCAAAAAGUUUUGUGAGACGUUCAAGAACCUGGAACCCUGUCCUAAAGGAACCCUGAGGAUUUUCGAACGCGAGAAGGGUGAAUUUUACACGUGUUACGGUCCAGAUGCCCAAUAUGUGGCAACGCAGUUCUAUCGUACCAACACUGUCCUUCGCUUCAUUGGACCCAAGACGAACGGGGAACCGGGGCUACCAUCGUGUUCAUUGUCCAGGACGGGAGCCAUCACAUUCUUGAGGGAGUGUCUCACCUCUCGGCAAAUGAGAAUUCAGAUUUACCGAUCAGAUCAACCUUCGUCAAAGAGUUCAUCCAGCUGGUCGUUGGCCGUCCAAGCCUCUCCCGGAAACCUCGAGCCAUUAGCCGAUCUCCUGUUUUCAAAUACCGACAUCUUAAGCUCGCCUGUGAUCGCUAGUCUAUGGGUCAAAGGAAAUUCAGGAUCUGCCUCAGGUAGAAUAAUGGGCGUCGCCUUUGCAGAUACCAGUGUUCGGACGCUGGGCUUGAGCGAAUUCCCCGAACAGGAAGACGGUUGGGGGAACACUGAAAGUUUGAUCAUUCAGUUAGGCAUCAAGGAGGCCAUCAUUGCAACCCCAACCUCGACCAAAAACACUAGCGAUUCUAGUCAGAAUACCGAAUACCAACAAUUGAUCGAAGUCUUGGAGAGGUGUGGGGUCGUUGUUACUGAGCGGAAGAGGGCAGAAUUCACUCUUAAGAAUGUCGAACAGGAUAUCAACAGACUCCUCAGCGGUGAUCGGCAGCUAGCUGCACUUCCUCAAUUCGAAAUGAAGACAGCCCUAGCAGCCCUCAAUCCUCUGCUAAAUUAUUUGGCAAUUUUGGAUGACCCAUCUAAUCAUUCGGCCUACAAAUUUAUCACCCAUGACCUUGGCCAAUUCAUGCGCUUGGACGCCUCAGCAGUCCGGGCACUCCACCUGUUUCCAAAUCCAACAAGUAUCGGCGGUGGGGGAAAGAACAUGAGUCUGUUUGGGCUUCUGAAUCGAUGCAAGACCGGGCAAGGAACGAGACUAUUGGGUCGAUGGUUGAAGCAGCCACUCGUCAACCUUCAUGAAAUCGAACAGCGACAAACCUUAGUAGGGAUCAUGUUUCAGGAUGGCUUACUUCGUCAGACUCUACAAGAUGACCAUUUGAAAGCCAUGCCCGACUUGACUCGUAUCUCGAAAAGAUUCAUCCAAGGCGCAGGAUCACUAGAAGACGUGGUUCGGGUGUAUCAGGCUGUUGUCAAGCUCCCUGAAAUUUUGGAGGCGUUGGAUAAAGCUGAUGGCUUUGAAACUGGUAAUAGCGAAGAAGCUAAAGAGCUCUUGAAUGUGAUUUACCGUUUACCGUUCCAGGAAUGCGUCACUAAUCUGGCUCAGUAUGUCGAGAUGGUUGAGACAACGGUUGAUUUGGAUGAAUUGGAGAACCAUCAGUUUAUCAUCAAGCCUGACUUCGAUGACGACUUACGAGAGCUCAAGAACGCCCUUGAUCAAAACCGAGAACAGUUGGAUGAGGAGCAUCUGCGGGUGGCUCAAGAUCUUGGAAUGGGAACUGACAGCAAAGUUCUCCAUUUCGAAAACCAUCAAGUGUACGGUUACGUUUUCCGACUGACUAGAAAGGAAGCCGGAGUCAUUCGAUCAAAAAAGACUUACAUCGAACUGAGUAAUCGGAAUAAUGGGUGCCAUUUCACGACUAAAACCCUCAAGGAGUUGAACAACGAACUCAAAGAUUUGACGCAAAAAUAUCAACGUAAACAAAGCUCAUUGGUCAAGGAAGUCGUUAGCAUUGCCGCAUCCUAUUGCCCUAUACUCGAGAAAUUGAACGAGAUUAUCGCGCACCUCGACUUGAUUGUCAGUUUUGCACAUGUGUCUCUUAACGCACCGAUGACAUAUACAUGCCCGAAAAUGUAUGCUCUAGGUGAAGGGGAUGUUUGCUUGAAGGGGUGUCGACAUCCAUGCCUGGAAGUCCAAGACGACAUCAACUUCAUCCCGAAUGACACCUUGAUGGAGCGGGAGAGGAGUUCUUUCCACAUCAUCACUGGGCCGAACAUGGGAGGCAAGAGUACUUACAUUCGACAGAUAGGCGUGGCUGCGUUGAUGGCCCAAUUGGGCUGCUAUGUGCCGUGUGCGGAGGCUAGCUUGCCGGUCUUUGACUCUAUCCUGGCUCGGGUCGGGGCCGGCGAUAGUCAAACUAAAGGCAUCUCAACCUUCAUGGCUGAAAUGCUCGAGACUGCUGUCAUACUCAAGUCUGCUACCCCUAACUCUCUGAUAAUCAUUGAUGAGCUUGGACGAGGUACAUCGACUUAUGAUGGAUUCGGACUGGCUUGGGCCAUUUCGGAACACAUCGCGGUUGAAAUCAAGGCGUUCACAUUAUUUGCUACUCACUUUCACGAGCUCACAACUUUAGAUAAACAAGUCGAGCAUGUCAAGAAUUACCAUGUGGUAGCCCAUGUCGAAAAGAAAUCCGCUGCUGGGGUCUCUUCCUCAGAUAUCACCCUCUUGUACAAAGUCGAGCCCGGAUUCAGUGAUCAAUCGUUCGGUAUUCACGUCGCUGAGAUGGCCAACUUUCCUGAAGAUGUGCUGAAACUUGCUAGAAGGAAAGCCGAAGAGCUAGAAUAUUUCGGGGAAGAGGAAGUUGAGGAUUCUGAGAAGAAGAAGAAGAAGACGAAAGCGCCGACGCAGGAAGAAGUGGAAGAAGGCACAGGCUUGGUCCGACAGAUGCUCGAGAAAUGGAUCGAUCAAGACCAACGUAUGAAGACUUCUCCCGAUCAGAUGGAUCUCGAUGACGAUCAACUUAAAUUGGACUCUAAGCUCAAGUGUCUUAAAGAGUCUUUCCAGUCUUUCUUGCCCCAAUUAGAACAAAAUCCUUGGAUUCGUGAUAUCUUAAUGAACUCUUAUUAGUUUUUUUUCUUUUCUUUCUUUCUUUGUUUGCUUGUGCUUACUUGAGUAGAGUUUGGUUUCCAAUGUCAGUCUUCCCUCUUUGUAUGAUGAACUGUGUCGUCCUUCUUAUCGCAAUUUUCAGAACCCAUUUAUUUAUUUAAAAAACACUC
Puccinia graminis f. sp. tritici CRL 75-36-700-3 is the source of this 3234-nucleotide messenger RNA. RefSeq names its product DNA mismatch repair protein MSH2. Gene Ontology annotation, cellular component: MutSalpha complex; nucleus. The coding region runs from base 143 to 3085 and encodes 980 amino acids. Gene Ontology annotation, biological process: mismatch repair; mitotic recombination. The transcript is spliced from 12 exons. Gene Ontology annotation, molecular function: ATP binding; ATP-dependent DNA damage sensor activity; mismatched DNA binding. The record is from RefSeq and is a predicted model, not a curated record. NCBI's taxonomy places the organism in Eukaryota, Fungi, Basidiomycota, Pucciniomycetes, Pucciniales, Pucciniaceae.